GUGGGGACGCGAAGCCUCAUUGAUGUUCAGUCACAUUUCAGCGAGACGCCGAGCGGCGCAACGCACGGCCGGGUCGCCCCGUCUCUGCCAGGGAUUUAAAUCGAGAAGAAAGGCGACGCGAAUCCGCCCGGGACACCCGGGAGUCUCGUCGGAACUCGCUUUCUUGCCUUUUCAUGCGCUUUAAAGUGCGGGAAGAGGAGCGGACAAACCCCGAAAGGAAAUGCCAAUCGCUGCCGUGGGUCAGCCGACGACACAGGAGCCCCGCGUUUACUCCCAGCUGCCCGCCACCCCCGAGCCCGUCCCGAAGCGGAGCAGCGCAUGUGAAGGCGUCGGGGUCCGGCCUCAGGAGCGCGGUGAUCGCGGAGGAGCGGAGGGGGCCAGGGCGGCGGGGAGUCUCAGCCACGGCAGGCUUCCCCUAACGGCCGGGUCUUCCUCUCAGUCGCAGUCCCCUCCUACCACCUCCCCCCUUGCCACCUCCGUUCCCCACCCCCACCUCCCGGCCAUGGAGCCCCCGAGGACUCGGUCGAGGUCGCGGUCCGGAUUCUACCAGUGCGUCGCAAACGGGGCCGGGCACGGCGGUGCCAACGCGACCGGCGGCUUCAGCGGUGCCCAGCAACAGCAACAACAGCAGCAGCACGGCGUCGGCUGCGUGUCGCUCGGAGCGCAGAGUCCCACUGAAAGCCAACGCAAUCCGGGAGGCAGCCUUCCAGUCGGCACGCCGAGACACCCCGGCUCCGGGGCUCAUCGGAAUACCGGUGCAGGGGGCGUAGCGGCUGUGCACUGCCAUCCUGACCAUGCCUACAGCGAGGAGAGCGAUAAGAGUGAAGAUAGCCCAAGCCCCAAGCGGCAGCGGCUAUCACAGCAGUCGGUGCUGGAGCGCACAUCGGCCCCGCCCACUACACCGCCGCCCAUGCGGCCCUGGGAGCUGCCCCCCAGCCGGCGUGCGCUCCCCUACCCCCACCCGCAUCCGCACUACCCCCCCGAGCGCUGCCGCCGCAGCCCCCCAGCCAGACGCCAGCGCGGCCGCCGUGAGCGCCUCUCCCGCCACCACCCCCCCUACCAUGCCACUGCGGGGGGCGGCCAGGACGAGAAUUACCGGCACCCGCACCACCCGCCUGCCCCCCACCAGAGCUACACGUAUGGCCAGCCGGGGGCGCCGGCGGGCAUGGAGGAGCCGCGGGCAUUCCACCCGCCCACACUGUCACCGCGCCUGCUGCACCCAGCUGCCCACCCCCAGCAGCAGAGCGCCGUGGUGGUCGACCUGCACGAGCAGCUGCAGCAGGGCACAGUGCCGGUCUCCUACACCGUGUCUCCCGUGCCCCACCACGGCCUCCCCUCUCCCCUCUGCAAUGGGCAGCACCUCCCCACAUGCUCCUCCCAGCAACAGGUUGCCUGUGGCUCUGUGGUCUUCAGCGGCCAGCACUACCCUGUCUGCAGCGUCCCCCCGCCCAUGCUGCAGGCUUGCUCGGUCCAGCACCUCCCACUUCCCUACCCCUUCCCCUCUCUCCUGUCCAGCGAGCCCCCCUUCCUGCUGCAUCCGCCCCACCUGUCUCACCACCCGCCCCACCUGCCCCCGCCUGGGCAGUUUGUGCCCUUCCAGGCCCAGCAGUCACGCUCGCCUCUGCAGAGAAUCGAGAAUGAAGUGGAACUUCUGGGCGAGCAUCUCUCGGUGGGCGGCGGCUUCAGCUAUCCUCACUCUGCCCUCCCCAGCACCAUGCCUCCCUCCACCCCGUUGCAGUUUCUCCCCCACGAGCCCCUCCCGCAGGAGCUCUUUGGAGUGCCGUACCCCCACUUCAUGCCCCGACGGAUCACCAGCCGCCGCUUCCGCUCCCAGCAGCCCAUACCGCCCCCGCCGUACCAUCCCAGCUUCCUGCCGUACUUCCUGUCCAUGCUUCCUGUGCAGCCCACCGUGGGCCCCACCAUCAGCCUGGACCUGGAUGUGGAUGACGGGGAGGUGGAGAACUACGAGGCCCUUCUGAACCUAGCGGAGCGGCUGGGGGAGGCCAAGCCCCGGGGUCUGACUAAGGCCGACAUCGAACAGCUGCCCUCCUAUCGCUUCAACCCCAACAACCACCAGUCGGAGCAGACUCUGUGCGUCGUCUGCAUGUGCGACUUCGAGUCGCGGCAGCUGCUGCGUGUCCUGCCCUGCAAUCACGAGUUCCACGCCAAGUGCGUCGACAAGUGGCUCAAGGCUAACAGAACGUGUCCCAUCUGCCGGGCAGAUGCGUCUGAGGUCCAGAGGGACUCGGAGUGAUCAGAAGGAGCAGCAAGCUCAGCACCAACCUGCUCCAGCAUCCAUGUGUAUAUAAAUUCCCACACCCCUCGUCACCCCUAACCUUCAUGGACACAACCCCCCUGGUUCCCCCCCCCCCUCAAUUCCACUGACUUACACACAUAAGCGUCCAGUGGGUAGAUUUUCUUUGCACUGAGGGUGUAUUUGUUUUUGAUUUUCACAUAUAAUAUUCAGUUGACCUGCAGACAACUAACCAAGCGAGAAUCUUCAGAUUUCUUUGCAUAAACUGUGUGUUCAGAUCUUGAGCGUUUGGGUCAUUUUUGCAUUUGCUACGGACUAGAUCUCUGCCGUCUUGCUGUGUGCCCACUGACGAUCCGGCACCCGUGGCUAUGUUCGCCUCUCGAUCUGCUUUCCAUAGCCUGAGCGUCGUACACUCUUACGGGAGAAUGUGAUCCCGCAUUUUAAGGAAGAGCGGAGCCCUAACGAAAGCAGCCGUCUAUCUUGUCAUGACGCAGCGGCAAGAUGAGCACCCCCUGUAGUUCCCGUGUAGUGUGACGUGCUGCGCAGAGUUAUCAGGAAUACUGUGUAAUGUUUUGUUUGUGACGCGGGCACAUGCGACAUGGUGAUUGUACUGCAGUCCACUGGUUCCUGCUUCCCGUUAAGAUGGAGGCUUUGGGCCGGACUUGGGAGCCUGUGAACGUGUGUCUCCGCCACACUGCUUCGAUCUCUAAUCCAUUUUUGUCCCGCUGCCUUGGCCCAGUCCACCCGGGAGAGCUUUUGUCAAGCUCUCCCCCAGUUUUGAGUUUUUGUUUCCUGUCAUUUUGAGUCUGCUGUUUUGACUCUCAUCUGCACAGUGGUUUUUUGAUUUCGUCAGCUGAGGCUAAGCUAGAGUGCUGGAUGCCCGCUUGGGGAGGACGAUCAGUUCUCGGAAAACCUUGUCGAUCUUGGUCCUGCGGAGCUGUGACCCACCCGCCCCAGUUGGGGCCUGUGUUUUCACAUGCGUUUGAGGGAGUCCCAAGUAAGACGCUCACAGUAUCACGGAAACAAGAUGGUCGCCGCCUCUCGUCACUGCCAAAGUCAAACGGGAAUCAUGAAGAAGUCAUUCACGGUUGAGUUGGUAUCGUGUAUCUCCGGUCAUGUUUAGACAGAGGCACAUAACGGUUGAGGCUCAGCCUUGUCAACACGUACAACAAACGUUUGCCGUGCAAAAGGGAAGUUCACCUUCUAAUGUCAGUCAGACACCCCGGGCCUGAACCGUGAGCUCCUGCCUGUUGUGACUCGCCCUCCAGAGUGUGAUUCGAACUUGGAGCACACCACAUCUCGAGCACGGGUAAAGCGUUUGCUGUCGAAAGACCGAACGUCUGCCGUUCCCAACAUCCCAAUCGUUUGUUUAACUGUUUAUUCGUUUUGUCACGAGUGACAUGAAAUGAACUCUGCUUCCAACUUAGACCACCGUUUCUGAACCUGAUUCUCUGCUACCCGCAGACAGUCCGCCAGUUUGCUGCAAGACAGUCCACAUUUUUGCUCCUUAGCAUGAGCUGGGAGGGAACAAAAACGUGGACUAUCUGUAGGUCCCUGAGGACUGGGUUGAGGAACUCUGACCCAUAACCCCUUAACUACCCCCCACUUUUUCUCUCUCCCCUAUUUUUCAUUCCGUUAGUCCCUUUUCACCUGCCAUGGAUCCGUCUUCUCCUUCAGUGUCUUUAGUUUAAACUAAUCUCCAAUAGCAGCCUGCAGUGUCUUAUUACGGACGCCUUUUUGAGCUCACGUCAGCAUAGGUUACUGUGGUAAUAGGAAAUAUACCAUUCCUAUCCCGACACUGAUCCUUUAGGUGCCCUGGGUGUUACCUUGUCGUAUGUUUUGUUUUUAUUUUGAAAUUUUUUUUCCCUGCUUGGUACACUUGCAGUUACCUCAUUUUUACUAUUUAUAUUUUCAGAAUUUGCUACCAGUAUCAGCUUAUUUUUCUUUUCUGGUUUCGUCCCUUAAAAUACAUGACUGUAUCAUUUAACAUGCUGUUGUAGUUUCAUAUAUGUAUUAUAUCUGUAACCAAAAUAAUUUGAAGGCUUGAUAUAAAUCUUUUUAACAAACAUUUGUACAUUUUUUAUGAGAGUUAUUACUAGUAAUGCUUUACUAAGUAGUGCAAUGAAUUUUUAUUUUUAAUCCCUGUGCCCAAUUUUUUGGAUUUGAGAGGAUGGUUCAAUAAAUGUAUAAUGUACACUU
This is a messenger RNA of Brienomyrus brachyistius, 4453 nucleotides long. Its product is annotated as E3 ubiquitin-protein ligase RNF38-like. The record is from RefSeq and is a predicted model, not a curated record. NCBI's taxonomy places the organism in Eukaryota, Metazoa, Chordata, Actinopteri, Osteoglossiformes, Mormyridae. Bases 221 to 2254 code for a protein of 677 amino acids. The transcript has 13 exons.